GGGGGUCCGGUGGGGGGUGGGGACCCUCGGACGCUUGGGGGGUCCCAGGCCCCGGCGGCUGCCGAGCGGAAGGGGUGGCGGACGAGCCGCAGACAUGUCCGGCCAGAGCCUGACGGACCGAAUCACCGCGGCCCAGCACAGUGUCACUGGCUCCGCGGUAUCCAAGACGGUAUGCAAGGCCACGACCCACGAGAUCAUGGGCCCCAAGAAGAAGCACCUGGACUACUUAAUUCAGUGUACAAAUGAGAUGAAUGUGAACAUCCCGCAGUUGGCAGACAGUUUGUUUGAAAGAACUACUAACAGUAGUUGGGUGGUGGUCUUCAAAUCACUCAUUACAACUCAUCAUUUGAUGGUGUAUGGAAAUGAGCGUUUCAUUCAGUAUUUGGCUUCAAGAAACACAUUGUUUAAUCUAAGCAAUUUUUUGGAUAAAAGUGGAUUGCAAGGAUAUGAUAUGUCUACAUUUAUUAGACGGUAUAGUAGAUAUUUAAAUGAAAAAGCAGUUUCAUACAGACAAGUUGCAUUCGAUUUCACAAAAGUGAAGAGAGGGGCUGAUGGAGUUAUGCGAACAAUGAACACAGAAAAACUUUUAAAAACUGUACCAAUUAUCCAAAAUCAAAUGGAUGCACUUCUUGAUUUUAAUGUUAAUAGUAAUGAACUUACAAAUGGGGUAAUAAAUGCUGCCUUCAUGCUCCUGUUCAAAGAUGCCAUUAGACUAUUUGCAGCAUACAAUGAAGGAAUUAUUAAUUUAUUGGAAAAAUAUUUUGAUAUGAAAAAGAACCAGUGCAAAGAAGGUCUUGACAUCUAUAAGAAGUUCCUGACUAGGAUGACAAGAAUCUCAGAGUUUCUGAAAGUUGCAGAGCAAGUUGGGAUUGACAGAGGAGAUAUUCCAGAUCUUUCACAGGCCCCUAGCAGUCUUCUUGAUGCUUUAGAACAACAUUUAGCUUCCUUGGAAGGGAAGAAAAUCAAAGAUUCCACAGCUGCAAGCAGGGCUACAACACUUUCCAAUGCAGUCUCUUCUUUGGCAAGCACUGGCCUAUCUCUGACCAAAGUGGAUGAAAGGGAAAAGCAGGCAGCAUUGGAGGAAGAACAGGCUCGCUUAAAAGCAUUAAAGGAACAGCGUCUAAAAGAACUUGCAAAGAAACCACAUACCUCUUUAACAACUGCAGCCUCUCCUGUGUCCACAUCAGCAGGGGGAAUAAUGACUGCUCCAGCCAUCGACAUAUUUUCUACCCCUAGUUCAUCUAACAGCACAUCUAAGCUGCCAAAUGACCUGCUUGAUUUGCAGCAGCCAACUUUUCAUCCAUCUGUCCAUACGAUGCCAGCUGCUCCUCAGGUAGCAAGUACAUGGGGAGAUCCUUUCUCUGCUACUCUAGAUGCUGUUGAUGAUGCCAUUCCAAGCUUAAAUCCCUUCCUCACAAAAAGUAGUGAUGUUCACCUUCCCAUUUCUUCAGAUGUAUCCACUUUUACUACUAGGACGCCUACUCAUGAAAUGUUUGUUGGAUUCAGUCCUUCUCCAGUUGCACAGCCACAUCCUUCAACUGGCCUUAAUGUUGAUUUUGAAUCUGUGUUUGGAAAUAAAUCUACGAAUGUUGCUGUAGAUUCUGGCGGCUUUGAUGAACUAGGUGGACUCCUCAAACCAACAGUGGCCUCUCAGAACCAGAGUCUUCCUAUUGCCAAACUUCCACCUAACAAAUUAGUGUCUGAUGACCUGGAUUCGUCUUUAGCCAACCUUGUGGGCAAUCUUGGCAUUGGAAAUGGCACCACUAAGAAUGAUGUAAGUUGGAGUCAACCAGGUGAAAAGAAGUUAACAGGAGGAUCUAACUGGCAACCAAAGGUUGCACCAACAACUGCCUGGAAUGCUGCAACAAUGAAUGGCAUGCAUUUUCCACAAUACGCGCCCCCUGUAAUGGCCUAUCCUGCUACUACACCAACAGGCAUGAUAGGAUAUGGAAUUCCUCCUCAGAUGGGAAGUGUGCCUGUAAUGACACAACCAACCUUAAUUUACAGCCAGCCUGUCAUGAGACCACCAAACCCCUUUGGCCCUGUAUCAGGAGCACAGCUGUCGGCAGCAUCCAGCCCCUCCAGGCACAGUCCUCACAGAGCUGCAGGAAAGGACCCCUUUGCAGAGCUCUCUCUGGAGGACUUCUUAUAAGUCACUUAGAUACAGUUUAUGUAACAAAAUGGAAGAGAAUGGAAUUAUUUCAGAACAUAAAUGCGCAGGUGACAACUCCUUACUUCCAGCAAAAUCCAAACUGCUGUCUCUGAAACUCUUCCUCCAUUAGAGCGCUCCAGUAACCCAUGAAGGCCCACGGCGGGGAUGGGACUAGUUUAUAGGAGAGCGUUGUCAAUACCAUUUAUAAAGCCAAGAAUUGCCAUGAUUUAAGACUAAGAUCUGUCUUUUUGGUGACUAACACUUCAGUUCUUUCAACUCCUAUUAAUACCCAUAAUCUGUAACCUACCAAGAAAAGCUCAUACUUGGAAAGUGUGGAGUUUGUGUUUGGAAAAGCUGCCUGGAGAGAAGAGUUGUGUCCUUUACCCGUACAUAAUUGAACAGGACUCAUUUGGGGAUCAAAAUCGUAAUUUCUAAUUAUGCAUUAUAUUUCUUUUCUCCAGUCCUCACAAAUACAGAAACCAUAAUUGAAGUUAACUUUUCUUUUUUUGAAAAAAAAAAAAUAAUUAUAUUCAGUUUGCAGUAGACAUUCCUUAAGUAUUUGUAUUUAUUUAUGAUUAUCAAUUUUACAUAACAUUAAUAUUAUAUCAGACCUCCUUAAGAAAAUGAGUAUGGAUGUUCACAGUAUGUUUGAUUUUUAUCCACAAGAAUGAAUCUGAUUCAGAAUGCUUUUCAGCUGACAUACAGAGCACUAAAUAUUUUAAGGCAAAUCCAUAGGUCUGAAUCUGUUAAGAAUUCUCAGUCUCUAUGGGAUUUAGGGAAGCAUUAUACAUGCAUUAAUCUUUAUAGUCAAUUCUGUGCCUAGGAUUUUGCAAGGGAACAGUUCACUGACUAGGAAAAGCACUACAUUUAAAAUUCAGCAUUAGUGCAUCGGGAAGGAUCUUACUGCUUUGUGCUUGGCAUGUCAUUAUUUUCCAUUUGACAUUAGGGCCUUUCCAAUUGAAUGUGAGGAAUUGCUUUCACUACAAGACUUUCCUUCUUUUCAGUAAAACUUUAGGAGAUGUUAUGGGGAAAGGGAGGGGGAUAGAAAUCCUUGAACUUUUUAUUUGGCGUGUGCCAUGUUAUGAUCAUGUACCUUUUAAAUAAGGGGAGAUAGUAUCUUUAAAGUCAAUGUCUAGCCAAGAGUUUAGUUAAUGAAGAAUUAAACUGCACUGUUGAUCGGUGCUUUCUGUAAAUACAUCUUAACGCUUGGGUUGAGAGGGGCCUUAAGAAGGACAGUUCAUUGUAGGAAAGCAAUUCUGUACAUGAGUUAAGCAUACUUGUUGCAUUGUCUCUGCAGAUUCUAUUUUUGUUUACAAUAUUAAAAUGUAUGUUAGCAAAUGGGUGGAUUUUCAAAUAAAAUGCAGCUUCCACAAAACA
This is a messenger RNA of Psammomys obesus (fat sand rat), 3529 nucleotides long. It is a transcript of the gene Picalm, whose product is annotated as phosphatidylinositol binding clathrin assembly protein. Gene Ontology annotation, molecular function: phosphatidylinositol-4,5-bisphosphate binding; clathrin heavy chain binding; 1-phosphatidylinositol binding. The transcript has 22 exons. Gene Ontology annotation, cellular component: clathrin-coated vesicle; synaptic vesicle; extrinsic component of presynaptic endocytic zone membrane. Gene Ontology annotation, biological process: synaptic vesicle budding from presynaptic endocytic zone membrane; clathrin coat assembly; clathrin-dependent endocytosis. NCBI's taxonomy places the organism in Eukaryota, Metazoa, Chordata, Mammalia, Rodentia, Muridae. The record is from RefSeq and is a predicted model, not a curated record. The coding region runs from base 95 to 2152 and encodes 685 amino acids.